Gymnogyps californianus (California condor) is the source of this 1424-nucleotide messenger RNA. RefSeq names its product borealin-2-like. The transcript is spliced from 9 exons. Gene Ontology annotation, biological process: mitotic sister chromatid segregation. Gene Ontology annotation, cellular component: spindle midzone; chromosome passenger complex; chromosome, centromeric region. NCBI's taxonomy places the organism in Eukaryota, Metazoa, Chordata, Aves, Accipitriformes, Cathartidae. The record is from RefSeq and is a predicted model, not a curated record. Bases 552 to 1271 code for a protein of 239 amino acids.
GACGGGGAGCAUCGGCUCCCGGCGAGGACAGUCUCCGGGCCGGAGCCGGGGCGAGGCGAGCGGCGAGGAGAGGGGAACGGCUCGCCCUGUCCCGUGAGGGGCGCCGGGAGGCACCCGGGCCCGCGCUCGGGCCGGCUCCGGGGCGCCGCCGCUCCGGGAGGGGACGCCCUGGCGGCCGCCGGGGCCUGCGCGGCUUGGGGGCGAGCGGGCCGCGGCGCCCGGCGCUGCCUGCGGGAGCCCCGCGGGCCUCGCCUCGAUCGCGGGCGGGCGGCGGCCCCGCGGCCCCCGUCCUCCGCUCCUUCCACUUCGCUGCAGAUCUGAGGCGCAGCUCUUGUAGCUGCCUGUCUGCACCGUGUUUCUCGUCAGCCUAAGGAGUGUCUCUGCGAUGGCGGCUUUCAGGCGCUCUGACUCCCAAGUCAGAGUAGCCUGGGCAAAACGUGAUUUUAGCUUUCCUUUUUAAUGCAGUCUACCAGUGCUUAUACUUGGAAAUAUGUAACACAUAUGGCAAUAAAAGCCUGUUUUGUUUUAAAGCCAAGGAAAAUAUCCAGGAAAUGAAGAAAGAGCUUGAUUCGCUUUUGCAAACAGCUGAGAAGGCGUUCACAGUGGAGCUGCUGAAGAUGCCAGUUGCCAUCAGGAAAAUGAAAAGAAAAGACUUGCUUAUUACAGAUUUGCAAGGAGGGGAGGAAGUGGCUCUUGCUGCUGCAGUGACUGACUGCUCUCUAGAAGAUAUACCAAAUCCAAAACUGGUGAGGACAAACAGCAAAAAAGUUAAGGUAACUACAAUUGUUGAAUAUGAAGAUGCCAAGCAUAUUUCUGCAAAGAAAAUAUCUAAAAAAGUUUCCAAAACAAAGUCGUUGGUUUCAUUGGCCUCUGGUUUAAAUAGCAAACUGAACCCUCUUUCUAGGUCUGUCCACUCUUCUGCAAGUGUGACUGAGGCCAUUAAGUCUCUUGCUUGUGAUUACAGUGCCACAAAUUUCAAAGCCACGCCAAAGGUAUCUAAAAGUGCUGGACUACAACAGGCUGUCUCAAGAACUGUACCUACCAGUGGAAGAGUUCAAGGCAUGUUACUAAGAAGUAAAUCAGUACCCCAAGACAAAACUGUUCCGUUUGUAAACAUUCCCCUUGCUGAUGGACAGACACUCUGUACGGCUGGUGGAGACCUCCAUAAUAUUGAUGUGCAACUACUAAAUCAAGAUACAGUACAGCAUAUUCAUAACUUAGUGAGUGAGCUGACUGUACUAUGUGGAAAGGCAACAGCUAAACCAAGUUAAUGGAACUGUCUUGUGACUACAGAAUAUUCAUGACAGCUCUUGCUUGCUGCCUCUGAAGUGUUUAGAGAAUGUCUAUAAUGUCUUAAUAAAGCUGUAUACUGCUCAGUAAACAUUUUUAUAUAAAAGCUUACAAUGUGAUGUGUAUUAAGUUCC